AUGGAACUCAACCGAGAACAUUUUCGCGCCAUAAUUUAUUACAACUUGGAGAGACAAUUAUCGCAACAAGAAUGCCUUGCUGAGUUACUGACUGUUUUCGGCAACGAAGCGCCACAUCAGUCGACAAUUUCCCGUUGUCUUAGCGACGAUCCCAGGGUGGGUGCACCAAAAUCGGCAGUCACCCAGGAAAACGUCGAUGCUGUACGCAAACUCAUCAUUGAAGAUAGACAUGUGACAUAUCGCGAGAUUGAGGCGUCCUUGAAGAUCUCAAAGACCUCAAUUCAAAAAAUGUUACAUGAAGAAUUAGGAGUAAGAAAAUUAGUUUCUCGUUGGAUACCCCACCUGUUGACUGCAGAGCAGAAAGCCGCCAGGGUUAAUUGGUGUCAAAAAACGGUUGACCGUUUCAAUUCCGGAAACUCAAAAAAUGUGUACAUCAUUGUUAGUGGUGAUGAAUCGUGGAUUUACUGUUAUGAACCAGAAAAUAAACGACAGUCGGCUGUUUGGGUGUUCCAAGGUGAAGAAAAGCCAACAAAAGUCAUCCGUUCUCGAAGUGUUUCGAAAAAGAUGGUCUAUACCACCAUUUGUUUCCCAAAAGUUAUCACCGAGCUUCGAAAAAUCAACCACGAAAGAAGAAUCAUCCUCCACCAAGACAAUGCAAGCUCGCACACAGCCCAAAAAACAAGGCAGUAUUUAACGGAAGAAAACGUGGAAUUAUUGGACCAUCCUGCAUAUAGUCCCGAUCUAAGUCCUAAAGAUUUCUUUACUUUCCCGAAAAUUAAAAACAGACUGCGUGGUCAAAGGUUCCAGUCACCAGAAGAAGCAGUUGACGCAUUCAAAAAUUCCGUUUUGGAUCUGCCAGCAAACGAGUGGAAUAAGUGCUUCGAAAAUUGGUUCGAGCGCAUGCAGAUGUGUAUAAAUCUUCGUGGAGAAUACUUUGAAAGACAAUAA
Molecule: messenger RNA, 948 nt
Organism: Acanthoscelides obtectus
Lineage: Eukaryota; Metazoa; Arthropoda; Insecta; Coleoptera; Chrysomelidae
Source: the annotation of a GenBank genome assembly